CGUGGCCUUCGCUCACGACCUUCCCAACCCAAAGCAACCGAAAGGACGAACUAAAGAAAAGAAGGCGCCAGAGAAAGAGAAACGAAUAACCCAGCGACGGUGGAGGGGUUUCGAAUUCCCGGUAUUUCAGUUUCCGCGGAUUCCGUUUUCCUCUAAUGAAGUUGCUUAAACUCUGUUAGCAUCCCAGAAAGAGAGAGGGGGCUUCGAGAGUGAGAGAGAGAGAUGGAAGGGUCUUCGAGAGAGAGAGAGGUCGAGGGGGAGGUGGAGGUGGAGGGGAUUUCGAAGGAGGCGCAGAUAUCAAUAGCGGCGUCGAUGAUGUUCCCGGGGUUUCGGUUCUCGCCGACGGACGAGGAAUUGAUUUCCUACUACCUGAAGAAGAAGAUAGAGGGGUCUGAGAAGAGCGUGGAAGUGAUUUCCGAGAUUGAAAUUUGUAGACACGAGCCUUGGGACUUACCAGCCAAAGCGGUCAUUCAAUCAGAUACUGAAUGGUUCUUCUUUUCUCCUCGUGGAAGAAAGUAUCCAAAUGGCUCACAAAGUAAGAGGGCAACUGAAUUGGGUUAUUGGAAAGCCACUGGGAAAGAACGAAAUGUGAAGUCAGGUCCCAACGUAAUAGGUACGAAGAGGACUCUAGUGUUCCACAUAGGUCGUGCACCAAGAGGGGAAAGGACAGAAUGGAUUAUGCAUGAAUACUGCAUGCCCGAGAGUCUCCAGAUGCAGGAUUCUUUGGUUGUUUGUCGCCUCCGGAAGAACACUGAGUUCCGCCCAAGUGAUUCUUCAACCCCAGCUUUUUCUAGUCAAAGGCAUUUGCCAAACAGUAAUAACGCAGUCUCGGGAUUGUCCGAGGGGGACAGGGCAGUUGGUAGCAGUAAUGAUUCUUAUUCCAUUGAGCAGAUUGAUUCCACAUCAGAAUCUGAUCGGAAACGAACAAAUGAUUCUACUCUGGCGGAAACUUCCAGUCAACAAAUUGAAACUCCCAUCGAAGAUGAUUUAUUUGCUGAGAUACUGAAAGAUGACAUCAUUAAGCUAGACGAAUCUUCUCUAUCUGCUUCUCCUGGAUUCCUACCAAUGGUGACUAAUAUGUCUGAGGCUGAGAGUAAAGCUCAAGAACCACUGCAAGCGAUUGUUUCACGGGUGAUUCCUUUACAAGGCACGGCGAAUCGAAGAAUCAAAUUACGAAAGCAAGGAUCUGGGACGUUUCCCGCAGAGUCAUCGGAAUCUUUGGAAACUGGUAAUGACAACUGCUUUGUAGAGAAAGGUAGACAUCCAUCAAACCAAGAGGAGUCACAAAAAUGUGUGUUGGGUAUACCCUUUCCCAGAACAAGCAAUACUUGGCGAGCAUCUAUAGUUUUUGUUAUUUUGACUUUGCUAGCUUUGUUUCUGUCUUUGUUGGGAGGUUGCCGGCAAGCCAGAAGGAUAACAUAUUCCACUGUUUAUGAGCACUUUUGGCAGCGGAUGUAAAAAUGUCAGACUAAUCAGAUUGGGUCGUUUCCACACCCAAUGUCAUAGUAAUUGAAUGCUUAAAUAGCCAAAAGAGCAUGGUGUUUUAUAA
Molecule: messenger RNA, 1549 nt
Organism: Corylus avellana
Lineage: Eukaryota; Viridiplantae; Streptophyta; Magnoliopsida; Fagales; Betulaceae
Product: NAC domain-containing protein 40
Biological process (GO): regulation of DNA-templated transcription
Molecular function (GO): DNA binding
Source: RefSeq, a predicted model, not a curated record